Messenger RNA from Nanorana parkeri, 1967 nucleotides. RefSeq names its product kringle containing transmembrane protein 1 (gene KREMEN1). The transcript has 9 exons. Gene Ontology annotation, biological process: Wnt signaling pathway; multicellular organism development. Bases 253 to 1602 code for a protein of 449 amino acids. The record is from RefSeq and is a predicted model, not a curated record. NCBI's taxonomy places the organism in Eukaryota, Metazoa, Chordata, Amphibia, Anura, Dicroglossidae. Gene Ontology annotation, cellular component: plasma membrane.
ACAAUCACUUCUAAGGUCUGUGUUUGACUGCAGUUGCUGUGAAGCGUCUGUAGGGUUCCCCUUUGCCUUAUCCUACAAUAUCUGUUUCUCUCUUCAAUCCGUAACAACAACCAAAAAUAAAAGGCAUCCCCCGGAGCUGAGCCAGUCCCUCUCAGGAUCUGAGCAAAUUAGCAACCUGCUCCAUCUAGGGGGAAUCCUGGGCUGCCUGUCACUCUCCAGCGCUCACAUUUCCAGCUGCACCCAGCAAGGGGAAUGGAUUUUUGGGGACUUUCAUUGAAGAUCGUGCUCUUCCCAUCCACCUUGGUGUUCUGCUCUGAUCUCUUUCAUUCUGAAUGCUACACUGUGAAUGGGGCUGAUUACCGAGGGACACAGAGCCAGACAUCCUUGGACUGUGGGAAGCCUUGCCUCUUCUGGAAUGAGACCUUUCAGCAUCCAUACAACACUUUGAAAUACCCCAAUGGAGAGGGAGGUUUGGGAGAUCACAACUGCUGCAGGAACCCAGAUGGUGAUGUCAGUCCCUGGUGUUACAUAGCCGAGCAUGAGGAUGGAGUGUACUGGAAAUACUGUGACAUUCCAACCUGCAGAAUGCCUGGGAAUUUGGGAUGCUUCAAAGACCAUGGAAAUCCACCUCCUUUGACUGGCAUGAGUGAGACAUCCAAUAAACAGACAAUUCAAUCUUGCAUUACCAUGUGCCGGAGACAGAAAUACAAGUUUGCUGGAUUGGAGUCAGGAUUUGCGUGCUUUUGUGGAAAUAACGCAGACUACAGAAAACAUGGAGAGACACCAAGCACCGACUGUAACAGCGUCUGUUUUGGAGAUCACACACAACCAUGCGGAGGAGAUGGCCGAAUUAUCCUGUUUGAUUCGUUGAUUGGAGCCUGUGGUGGAAAUUACACCAAGGAUGCUGCUGUUAUCUACUCUCCAGAUUUUCCAGACUCAUACGGAUCAGGAAAAGCCUGUUACUGGACUAUUCAAGUACCGGGAGCUUCUUUGAUCCGAUUUAACUUCACCUUCUUCGACAUAAAAGACUCCCGAGAUAUGGUGGAGCUUUUGGAUGGUUACACAAAGCAAGUGUUGGUGCGCUUUGAUGGCAGGAACCAUCCUAUACACAGUUUUAACAUCUCAUUAGACUUUGUCAUCUUGUAUUUCUUCUCCGACCGAGUUAAUCAGGCCCAGGGAUUUGCAAUUGUGUACGAAGCAUUCAAGGAAAGAACUUUAGAGAAACCUCAGUUAUCCAACCAGACACAGACAGAGUUGAUAACUCAGACAGCCAACCUCAGUAUCAAUGCAGCACGAUCUUCAAAGAUCCUUUAUGUCAUAACAACCAGUCCAAGCCAGCCAACUGGUCAAGUGCCAGGUUGGACAGUUUAUGCACUUACAGCUCUUCUUAUUUUGACCAUCAUUGCUAUUUUGAUAAAAGCGCUUCUUCACCUAAAUAUGAAGUCUCAGAGACUGGCAUCACCCACCAGUCUGGACAGCUGCCACCGAGGAUCUGCAGGAGAAAUAUGGAGCAUAUUCUACAAACCGUCCACAUCCAUCUACAUUUUCCCAAAGAAAAUUAAAAGUCCACAUGAUGAUCGCAACCCUUUAGUAGGCGAAUAAUUUGCACUUUAGUCAAGACAUUCAAGAGCUGCAGAUGGACAUUUGGGUCUCCUCUCAUCUCUGUUUAAUCAAUUCAUAUGUAUGAUGCUCUGAUAUGGACAAUAGUCUAUGAGGGCUUCCAGCAGAACUGAGAGAAUUGAUCUACAACUGUCCAGAGUCCAUCUAGUCACAUGACUGUUCCAACUAGAAGAGCCAGUGGAAGCCUGCCACAGAGCUACUCUAUAGCUAAUUGUUAUCUAUCAGUUUCUGGUCAGACAGAGAAAACAGGUGGUUCGGGUGGAAUGGAAAGAACCACAGCUUAAUGCUGCAGGCGUUACAUACAAUCACCCCAACUCUGCAAAGCAGGGUAUCCCAUUUUUGAAAAA